AUCUGAUAGGAUUGAAAGAAUCCAAACAACUUUUUGAUUUGCUAAAAGAUUUAAAUAAACAACUGAUUGUUGUGGAUGCUGAUGAUUUGAUUAACGAUCCAGAAAGAGUUUUGAAGAAAUACUGCGAGUUAAUUGGAGAGGAAUUUAAAGAAGAAAUGACUCAUUGGGAAGCAAAACCUAUUAAAGAUUGGGCCGUAGAUGGAAAAGCUGCAAAGGUUUUAAAAUUUAUGACCCAGUAA
This is a messenger RNA of Racocetra fulgida, 239 nucleotides long. The record is from the annotation of a GenBank genome assembly. Lineage: Eukaryota; Fungi; Glomeromycota; Glomeromycetes; Diversisporales; Gigasporaceae.